Messenger RNA from Coprinopsis cinerea okayama7#130, 2469 nucleotides. RefSeq lists its product as hypothetical. Lineage: Eukaryota; Fungi; Basidiomycota; Agaricomycetes; Agaricales; Psathyrellaceae. Bases 1 to 2469 code for a protein of 822 amino acids. The record is from RefSeq and is a predicted model, not a curated record. Gene Ontology annotation, molecular function: protein binding. The transcript has 11 exons.
AUGGCUGAAAAUUUGAAUGAAAAGGGCAACAAGGCCUAUCGAGAGGGGAAUCUCUGCAGAGCUCGCGACUGCUACGAAAAGGCUGCUCAGCAGGAUGCCGACGAGCCAAAGUACUUUUCAAACCUCAGCGCGGUGCUAUUCGAGCUGGGCGAGUACACAGAGUGUACAAUGGUUAUCGUAAAGUCAUGGAAUAUUCUCAAAAGGAGCGCGGCUCCACUUGCCUCCAGUCCCUUGGCCGUGAAGCUAGCGACUCGCUACGCAAAGGCAUGCUACUUUGCAGGCCGUUCGGGACCAUGCACCAAGGUCAACGAGGACAUCAGUCGCUAUGUAGAAAGGCGAUCGGGUCAGGAACAGGACGACAAGGUGAAGGAAAUGGGGACGUGGUGGGAGAUGAUAAAAGACGGAGAACGCGAAGCUUCCCCGACGGAAGAACUUGACCGUGCAAGGAACACUGGUAUUCAUAAGACAAUACAUUCGCUCAUCGAUGGAGUAGAUCAAGACCCAUCAACCGAAAUGAAGGAAAAAGAUCGUGAUUCAAUGGAAAAGAAAAAGCUGGCCUUCCUGUUUGGAGGGUCGGGAGACGUUGCCAAAACCAUCGUCAUCUAUGAACUGCUUGCUGCCGUGGGCCAAGCAAAAAAUGAGGAGGAAAGGGACGAGAUAUACGCAACACUCGCUUUCAUGUACACGUGGGCGUUUCUGCCGGACUACUGCGUCCAAAGUCCUAGAGGAAUGGCGCACACCUCUCAAAAAGUCGGCUGCGCGGAUGAUGGAACUAAAUCCCACCAUUCCUCCGCCAACAGAAAUGCAACCGGAGUCGACGUUAACGAAGACAACGAGUUUGAGCAGCGUCUCAUCGACAAGACACGGGCAUUGAUCCCUCCGGCUACGCUCAUCACUCGCCAUCCAGCACUUAAAAGGGUGCUUGAAAUCCGGAAGUUGACGGGACAGGCACUACGGGACGUGAAGACAGAGGUAAUGCAGAAGUGGCAGCCUAAUUUUCUCAUUUUCGAUCGGGAGGACAUUGAAAAACGUGGCCUGCGGCCAUACGACUCCGAAAACGGCUAUCCCCACAACCACUACAACCCCCAAGACAGGCUUUUAGAUUUCCUCUAUGCCUGCGUGCGAUCUUUACCUCCAGAGAGCUCUAAUAUCAAUGUCAUGCGCGUUCCGAGAACGGUCUUCCAAAUCAUGAAGCAGUUCUUUACGCUCGUAGUGGCAGCGUUGAAUGCGUUGAAGGGUAGAGUCGUGGUUGAAGUGGUGUUGGAGGAUGUGAUUGCCGGUCUUCCGAGGCUCUUUGCAGAUCCCGCAAGGCCUAAAACCUACCCGCAGAAGUUUACAAGAAUGUGGCUGAGCAACGUCCCGGACUACACCGGAGGUACUCUAAAUACUGCGGUCUUUUUGAUUCCCCAUCUCCAUCGGUCCAAAUCCAGCAUGAUAAUGUCCAAUAUGCUUCUCAACACCGUUCUAUUCUCCCAGGUGCCAGAGGUCACCUACAAUUAUACACUUUUCGAGGAGAAGAAUCUGCAGCGUUUCCUUGCUUGUAGGAAUGUAAAACCUCUGGAUGAGAACAGCGCGUGGGGCAGACAAGCACUAAUCGCCGACACAGAUGUAGUUCGCAAGGCUUCACGACUUCCCUCCAAAGACGAGCUUAAUACCUGGCUUUCGCACCUCUUGCUUACCAUCGUCAAGCCGGCGUACACCAAUGUGAUGCCUUGCCGGAUCGACCAGCCGAACAACCUCGCAGCGUUUGUCCAUGUACUAAUCUAUCUCAACACUGUCGUCGGGGUUCCAGGACAUUGGUUGGCCGAGUUUCUGGCUUUGGUUCUUGACAAUCGCUUGGCCACGACGGCAAAGCCCUAUUGUGGCUUCUUACCUGUCCCCAUCGACCACGAGCAGGACAAAAGGACAAAGCCGGAAAGAGUUAAUCUGGAGUUUUGGAGGAGUGAUUUGAGGCUCGUACUUUCGGAUUUGAAGCCGCUGAUCCAGUUUCCGAUCAGACAUAUCCUCCCCGACAAUUUCUUCCUCCGGAAGGACGACAUCGUGCAUCUCAAGACUCGCAUCACGGAGAAUCAAGGCGUGUUCAUGCCAUUUCCACACACGCCUUUUGUGUCUGCCAUCGCCUUUGCGUUUUACAAACUGCAGAAUAACGCCAAUAUUGAGUCCGUCGUGAAGGAAAGCAGCCUGACGAAGGUUUUCGAGAUGAGCCCGGAUCAGGUGAAGAAGACAAUUGGGUCUGUUCAAAUCAUGUUAUCGAAUGGACGCGUCGAUGUGGUGCAAGAAGAAUAUUAUAGCUGGCUUCAACGAGGAAAGAGGUUAGUGCCUCCUUCCUUUGUGAGUUGGAGAAUGGCUAGGGAGGAUUACGAGAGGAUGUGUCGAGAGAAGUGGGAGAUGGUACUAUACAGGACCGAUAAUGGAAUCACGGCGACCUGCCCUAUUAAGGCAAGCGAUUGGGUUGUUGUCGAGGCCUGA